Molecule: messenger RNA, 567 nt
Organism: Anopheles coustani
Lineage: Eukaryota; Metazoa; Arthropoda; Insecta; Diptera; Culicidae
Product: fibroblast growth factor receptor-like
Exons: 1
Coding region: 1-567 (188 amino acids)
Biological process (GO): multicellular organism development; positive regulation of kinase activity; cell surface receptor protein tyrosine kinase signaling pathway
Cellular component (GO): signaling receptor complex
Molecular function (GO): ATP binding; transmembrane receptor protein tyrosine kinase activity
Source: RefSeq, a predicted model, not a curated record
AUGACACAUGCAGAUCGAGAGGACAACACUGAUACUGGCGAGUGGCAGUUGAGGACUACAGAUCUCAUUAGCUGGGCCUCACAGGUGGCGAACGGUAUGGACUAUCUUUCAUCCAAAAACAUUCUGCACGGUGAUCUUGCGGCCCGGAAUGUGCUUCUCUACUCUCUGAAGGUGAUCAAGAUAAGUGACUUUGGUUUAUCGCGAAAGCUGGAACGAGGCAUAUACAUUAAAUCAAGCGAUAGUCCCCUUCCAUACAAAUGGCUCGCCUUGGAGUGCUUCACAAAUCACACCUUCAGCGUAAAGACCGACGUCUGGGCAUUUGGAGUGUUCUUGUGGGAGCUGUUUUCGCUUGGUGCAAUGCCUUAUCCAGGUGUUACAGAUGGUAGGCAGCUGUUGACUAUGCUGCAAAAUGCGUAUCGUUUGGAAAAUCCAGUUCACAGCAACAAGGAGCUGUACGACCUAAUGCUGUCGUGUUGGUACGUCGCUCCGCAUCGUAGACCGGACUUUAGAGAAUUGGCCUCGGUAUUUAACGCAAUGCUGCCCAUGGAGUUGCGUGAUGUAAGUUGA